Molecule: messenger RNA, 1846 nt
Organism: Rhodamnia argentea
Lineage: Eukaryota; Viridiplantae; Streptophyta; Magnoliopsida; Myrtales; Myrtaceae
Product: zinc finger protein VAR3, chloroplastic-like
Exons: 6
Coding region: 96-1706 (536 amino acids)
Cellular component (GO): cytoplasm
Molecular function (GO): mRNA binding
Source: RefSeq, a predicted model, not a curated record
CACAGUACGUGAAUUGUAACCUGUCUUGGGUCAACUACCCCACGUUAUACGCUAGUCUCCUGUUUCGAUCUACCGCCAAAACUCUCAGUGGCUCAAUGCACAAGCUCUUCCUAACAAGUUGUUCGCGUCUGAGAAAUCACUUCCAGAACCUCAGAUUCGUCACUACCUCCGCUCGUUCCCGCCAGUACACUAAAACCCCGAACCUCAACUCCGAGCUCGACUUCACUGAUAACGAUGUGCUUGAGGUGGAGCUCAAGUCUGCGAAACCCAUCAACCCGAGUCCCCAAUUCGUUCCGGGAAUGGAGAAUAAUGUCCAUCCGACAGAGCCCUCUAAGUCGUCGAUGAUGGCGGCGGCUCAGAUUUCGCAUCCGUGGCCCGAGUGGGUGGAUUUGAUGGUGCUUCUGCUGAAGGAAGAUUACUUUGAUGCCGAGGGGAACCCGUUCCAGUGUGUGGAGUUGGGUCCGAAAGAAUCAAAUCACAUUAGAACCGCAUGCCUGAAUUUCGCCCGCGACAGAUAUGACGUUAUGAGGCAUUUAUCAAAGAAACAUAUUCAGGUCAUAGCAGAGUGUGGUUGCCCCAGCACAGACAGAAAGGUGGUGAACUCUGGUAAGCGCUUAAGGGCACAUGUGGGCAUCGAUGAGGGAAAUGUUUGCUGCUCCUGCAAUUUGAGGGGAAACUGUGAGAGAGCAUUUGUGAAGGCGCGUGAAGAAGAAGGAGGGCGCACGGUUGAUGUUAUGCGAAUCUUGUUAACAUAUGGACUUGACCCCAUAAGCGGUACUGUGGAGAAUAAACCAUGUCUGACUAGAACAGUUGAGGAAUCAGUCAGAGCACUGCUAAAGCAAAUGGCAGAGUGUGGCACCGGCAUAGUUCGAUCUGAUUUGUUGAAGCCCACACCAGCUGGUGAUCUAUCCUGGCCUUCAAGUUCGGAAGAGAAAGGCCACAAAGAUGUUCCAAUGAAACAGGGGGAUUGGCAUUGUCCCAAGUGCAACUUCUUAAACUUUGCCAAGAACAUCAAAUGCUUGCGAUGUGAUACUUUUUCUCAAGAAAGACUGAGUCAACUACAAGAAGACCAAGAUCAUCUUCCGUUAAAGAAAGGAGACUGGAUAUGUGACAAGUGCAAUUUCUUAAAUUUUGCAAAGAAUACUAGAUGUUUGCUGUGCAAAGAGAAACCCCCGAAAAGGCAACUCAAUCCCGGGGAGUGGGAGUGUGAAUCGUGCAACUACAUCAACUUUAGAAGGAAUAUGGUAUGCUUGAAGUGUGAUUAUAGAAGGCCGAAAGCGUCAAAUUCAAAUGGCUCUUCUCAAUGGGAGCAUGAUGUUGGAAGUCAUCAUCGAGGUCAUGGAACCAUCGGAGACAGAAAUUCUAUGAGGUCUCCGAGAAGUAGUAGCCAGACGCGAGUCGCAAAUAGGUGGAGAUUUGUGGAUGAAGAGAACGGGGUCGCCGAGAAACCGAAGUUAACAAACUCAUUGAACGAUGUUUCUGGAAUUCUUGAUUUUCCAAUUGCAGGAGGCGUGAGCGAUUUGUCUCGUGACACAGAAAAAGGGGAAACGUGGAAGCUGAAGAUGCUGGAAAGAAGCAGAAUGACCACAGAGGAAACGGCGAAUCCAGACGAGCCACGCUCAUCCAGAAUUUAUAGGAAGUCAGAAUCACCAGAUUUUGAGGACGAUGAAGAACUGGCCGAAUGGUUCGGCAGGGGAAAGAUGUGAGUAGAGAUGCCUGUACAUGUAGCUGAGAAGAAUCAACUUCAUUUGUUUCUUUGCCUUUACAUAUUUUUCCAGGAUACUGUCUUCUCUUUUCGAGUGAACAUUAAACUAUUCAUCUCGUUGCAUUCUCGCUGUUGAGUUCC